Phacochoerus africanus (Common warthog) is the source of this 1027-nucleotide messenger RNA. RefSeq names its product chromosome 15 C8orf74 homolog (gene C15H8orf74). NCBI's taxonomy places the organism in Eukaryota, Metazoa, Chordata, Mammalia, Artiodactyla, Suidae. The record is from RefSeq and is a predicted model, not a curated record. Bases 12 to 896 code for a protein of 294 amino acids. The transcript has 4 exons.
AUGCAGGGGCUAUGGCACUCCUAACACCCCAGGGAGUGAAAAAAGUUUUCCAAUGUCAGAAACCGGAAGGUCGGAAGCACCUCCGGAGACUGCUGAACUGGGAAGAGUUUGACGAGCUCAGAGACUCCCGCAGAAGCAUCCUGCUUGACACGCUCUAUGAAAGCAUCAUCUUCGCUGUGGGCAAAGGCUUCCCGUGGGUGGAGGUGGCCAAGGUGGUCAAGUUCACAGAAGAGCUGCUCAAGGAAACCAAAGGCUGCUCCAUCACUGAGGCUGUGACCAUCCUGGGAAACAAGCUCAGAGAUUAUCAGGGCCAGUUCAACACCACCCACCUCCUGGCCCUGUGCGACUACUUCCACAACACCUUCAUCCGUCACUACAAGCUCUACCAGUACGUCCUGGGCCAGGAACAGGACGUCAACCUGACCGUCAUGCACCUGGAGGUGUGUGCACCACCCCAGCCCCGCCCACUGGCUGAGGGCAAGGACAGGGAGGUCUGGAAGCAAGAGCAGCAGGUGGCAGAGCUCAGCGCAGCUGAGGUGCAGAAGCGGACAAACAUGCUGCUGCUUAAGGAGGAGCUGCGCCUGGAGCAAGAGCACCUGCGGCAGGAGACACUCUCCAAGCUGCCCCUGCAGAGGUGCCAGGCUCUGAAGAGAGAGGAGUUAGAAAAUCUCAUCAAUGAGGCCAUUCAUGUUCAGAUCGAGUGCCUGAAGGAGCUGCUGCAGUACGAGAUACAGAUAACCUUUGAUAUUUUGGACCUGAGACUUCAGAAGAAAACUCUCACCCUCAAUGCUCCCGUCCCCUCCCUGCUCCCCAUCACUAGCCAGCCAGGCCAAAAUGAAGCUCUUAAGUCAUCCAAAGCAAACAAAGGGAAGAAAGAAAAAGCCAAGAAGAAGUAGAAGCCCCUGGAGUCUACUGUCUGAAGACUCUGAGGAAGAGCCAUAAACCAUUACAAAAGGAUUAUGCUCUGUGCUCCGUGCCCAGUACAUCAGAAAUUUCUAGUGAUUAAAAGAAACAAAGCCAGCACUCA